This is a messenger RNA of Theobroma umbraticum, 741 nucleotides long. RefSeq names its product small ribosomal subunit protein eS19x. Gene Ontology annotation, biological process: ribosomal small subunit assembly; translation. Gene Ontology annotation, molecular function: structural constituent of ribosome; RNA binding. Gene Ontology annotation, cellular component: cytosolic small ribosomal subunit; ribosome. NCBI's taxonomy places the organism in Eukaryota, Viridiplantae, Streptophyta, Magnoliopsida, Malvales, Malvaceae. The record is from RefSeq and is a predicted model, not a curated record.
AAUCCUAUAUAGGUUUCUCCUCCUCGGCGGCCGCACAAGAAACAUCUCGCGAAGCAGCCAAGGAACCAUCUCUGCCGAAGCAGACAAAGAGUGAACAUGGAGGCAGCGAGAACAGUGAAGGACGUUUCCCCCCACGACUUCGUGAAGGCUUACGCCGCCCAUCUCAAGCGGUCGGGCAAGAUUGAGCUUCCUCCAUGGACUGAUAUUGUGAAGACUGGUAAACUCAAGGAGCUUCCUCCCUAUGACCCUGAUUGGUACUUUAUCAGAGCUGCUUCCAUGGCAAGGAAAAUAUACUUGAGGGGAGGUCUUGGUGUAGGUGCCUUUAGGAGGAUUUACGGAGGGGCUAAGAGAAAUGGAAGUCGCCCACGCCAUUUCUGCAAGAGCAGUGGAUCUGUUGCCCGUCACAUUCUUCAGCAAUUGCAGAAUGUGAACAUCAUUGAUAUUGAUCCCAAAGGCGGUAGGAGAAUCACAUCUAAUGGCCAACGUGAUCUGGACCAAGUAGCUGGAAGGGUUGCAGUUGCCCACUGAGAAGUCUCUGUUCCAGAAAUUUAGUAGUUUGAAUGAGAGCUGUUAUAGGAGGCUGUGCUAAUCAAUUUUCUGUUUGGUCUUCUGGUAUUUAGAUAUGAAUUUUUAUUUUAAAAUCCAAUAUCCUGGUUGUUUACUGUGACCAUCAAUUUUGAAUUCUAUUUAAAGCUCGGUUCUAUAAAUGGCUAAUCUGCUUGUUUGUUUGUGUUUCAAGUA